AUGUUAACAGUUGUAUGUAAUAAACUUUCCGUAUCGUUUUUGGAUGGAAUUGUUUAUUUUGUUUAUCGAUCAUUUUCAACGACAUCAGUUCGAUGUACAAAAGAUUGGAUGUAUAAACAUGCAACUGACCCCUACGUACGUCGUUCUUACAAAGAAAAUUAUCGUGCUCGAAGUGCAUUUAAAUUAAUUGAAAUUAAUAAAUUAUACAAUUUUAUAAAACCAGGUCAUUGUGUUAUUGAUAUGGGUGCAUCUCCAGGUGCGUGGUCUCAAGUGUUGGCUAAACAAGUAAAUGUAAAAAUUCACAAAAAGUCAUUAUCUUCUGGUAACGUUGUGGUAAAACCAGCAUAUGAAAAAAUAUUUGCUACUGAAGAUCUAGUACAAACUCACUACGAAUUAAAUCCAAGUUUAGUAUCAUCGUCAUAUAUAUCCGAUCAAAAUUUAAAAUUUGGAACUGUGAUUGCUUUGGAUCGAGAACCCAUGUUUGAAAUAGCCGGUGUACAUAUUAUAGACGAUUGGGAAUUAAAGGAGGAUACAUUUCGUGAAUGUGAACAACGAUUAAAUAUUCUAUUAACGAAAUUAAACAUUGAUAAAGUGAAUGGAAUUGUUUCUGAUAUGUGUCCAAAUAUCACGGGUCAUAGCUCAAUUGAUCAUCCAAAAAUAGCUGAAUUACAAAAUCAAGCACUAUUAUUUGCCAGAAAAUUAUUAAAACAAGACGGUUAUUUUUUAUGUAAAAUGUUUAAUGGAGAUUAUCUUCAAGAAUUACGAACACAAAUGAAUGAGAUAUUUAACAAUGUACAUUUGAUUCGACCAAGUGCAACUAGGAAUGAAUCAUCUGAAACAUAUAUUUUAGGUUUAAAAUAUAAAGAAGAGAAAGAGAAAUCAUCAUCAAAACAAACAGAGCACGAAAAUCUCGUUGAAGAAGCAAAGAGAGUUAGGAGAAAAAAACCAAUAGUUUAA
Didymodactylos carnosus is the source of this 957-nucleotide messenger RNA. The record is from the annotation of a GenBank genome assembly. Lineage: Eukaryota; Metazoa; Rotifera; Eurotatoria; Philodinida; Philodinidae.